AUGAGACUAAAGACGCGAGAGAUAGAGGAGUGGACGCCCUUCAAAAGGCUCUCAGAGGAUCUCCAACAACAGGUUAAGAAAUACCACCGAUACAUAUGGCGUAAAACCAAUGGUGUUGAUGUAGAAAAUUUGUUCAAUAAUCUUCCCAGAGACCUCAGAAUGAACAUAAAGCGCGAACUUUGCUUAGACCUGCUAAAGAAGGUAGAUGAGUUUAAAAAGUUUAAUGAAGCAACGUUGGAUGCACUGUGUGACUGCGUAAAGCCAGCUUUCUACAUUGAACGCACUUACUUUGUCCGAGAGGGAGACACAAUUGAUGAGAUGCUCUUCGUAGUGCACGGCAAACUAUGGAGCUAUGCCAAGGCCAAAACGACAGCCUCAACAAGCAGUGAUAACAGAACCAAAAGGAAUUAUCUGAAAGAUGGAGAGUUCUGUGGAGAAGAACUCGUAGCUUGGGCAAUGGAUGACCCCUCUUCAUCCAAUCUCCCUAUGUCAAAGAGAACCAUUCAAGCACUUACAAAAGUUGAAGCCUUCGCUCUCAUGGCAGAUGACUUGAAAAACGUAUUCAUUAAGUACCAUCUUUCGAGCCCUUCCGAAUUGAACUUGAACCAUCUAAUGAUUCAGGCAGCUCGAGUGAUACAAGAUGCCUGGCGUCAGCAUCAUACUUUAACGAACUCGCGAAGGGCUGCUGGGCAAAUGGAACUCGGCUUGCAAGUUAUGUAAUCAGAUGGAGCUUCAGAACUACUUCAGAACACUAACGACUCUGUCUCAGCAGCAAACAGGGCCUGAGAUCAACAUAUUUGAAUUUCUGUAUUAAUUUGUAUCCUUGAUUUUGUUGCAGUCUUGUAUUAAUUAGGACUACUAAGAUCUUACAAGAAAUGUUUGCAGUUGAUAUUUCCUUUUUGUUUCUUGUUUUGCUAGUGCCAACAGUGGCCAAUAGUCUAAAGGAUCAUCUGUGGCCAUCUGUUUGGAAGAUCACUGGACUUAUCAGUU
This is a messenger RNA of Pistacia vera, 990 nucleotides long. RefSeq names its product putative cyclic nucleotide-gated ion channel 13. NCBI's taxonomy places the organism in Eukaryota, Viridiplantae, Streptophyta, Magnoliopsida, Sapindales, Anacardiaceae. The record is from RefSeq and is a predicted model, not a curated record. The transcript is spliced from 2 exons. Bases 1 to 720 code for a protein of 239 amino acids.